GCAGUGAUGCUGAAGUCUGCCUGGACUGGAUCAGCUCAGUCCCGUGCAGUGCUUCAGCCAUCUGGCAGUGCUGGAGGGCUCUACUUUCCUUGCUGCUGCUUCCUCCUCCUCCUCCUCCUCCUCUGUAGGGGGGAAAGUUCCUAUCUCCACAUGCUGUGUUUUUAUGAAUGACUCAGCCUGGCUAUGAGAAAACAGCUUUGUAACCUGUAUGAAUGAGCUGGAGUCUUAGAGGGAUUAACCCAUCUGGUAAUUGAAUUUACUAAGACUGAAAGUCCAGGUGCUUUUGAGUGAGUGGAAGACAGUACAGGAAUGGGACUGUGACUACACAGAGAACAUGCUCUGGGGCUACAGCUCACCCACACUAGAUCCACUCAACUUUUUGCAGGGGACCAUGGAGAAUGUGUGCUGAGACCAAGUGCUGGGCAGAAGGAGCGGUGGGCUGGUGAAGAUGGAGAACAGCACCGGGGACGAGCAGAACCAAACUGGGCUGCCGCUAUCAAGCCAGGAGAUUGUUACAGCCGAAUACCAAGUGGUUACCAUCCUAUUGGUCCUCCUCAUCUGCGGACUGGGCAUCGUGGGCAACAUUAUGGUGGUUUUGGUGGUCCUCAGAACCAAACACAUGAGAACUCCCACUAACUGCUACCUGGUGAGUCUGGCUGUGGCAGAUCUCAUGGUGCUUGUGGCUGCAGGACUACCCAAUAUCACAGAAAGCCUGUAUAGAUCCUGGGUGUAUGGCUACGUGGGGUGCCUCUGCAUCACUUAUCUCCAGUACCUGGGGAUCAAUGCUUCUUCUUUUUCCAUCACUGCCUUCACCAUUGAGAGAUAUAUAGCCAUCUGUCACCCAAUCAAAGCUCAAUUCCUAUGUACUUUUUCAAGAGCCAAAAAGAUCAUUAUUUUUGUCUGGGCUUUCACCUCCAUAUACUGUAUGCUCUGGUUUUUCUUGCUAGACCUUAAUACAAUAGUCUACAAAGACACUACUGUUGUGUCCUGUGGCUACAAGGUGUCCAGGAGCUAUUACUCUCCUAUCUACAUGAUGGACUUCGGUAUAUUUUAUGUUGUGCCAAUGGUAUUGGCGACUGUUCUCUAUGGCCUGAUUGCUAGGAUACUGUUCCUGAACCCCAUCCCUUCAGACCCAAAAGAAAACUCUAAGACGUGGAGGAAUGAUGUGGGUCACCAAAGCAAGCCUGUGAAUUCCAAGAUGACUAACAGGAGUUUCAAUAGCACAAUUGCUUCUCGAAGGCAGAGGUGCCACCAGCUUGGCAGACAGGCUCAGCUGUGUCCUGUGGUGGGUCUGUUGGAGCUGGAUGGAACCAUUCGUGUCUGGCAUGCGGCAGCCCUGACCCUCUUCUCAGAGAACCUACCCCUGCGGCCUCCCCACUGUCAAAAUCUGGACAUGGACAUUCAGUGCUGCUCCAUUGAGUCGUUAUGAUUAUUAUAAUAAUUAACCUAUUAUAAACUCACACUUAUAUAAUAUACCAGAAUGAAACAGUAAGUUAGAUAGGUUUCCUCAACUUUCAUGAAGGUUUAACUCAGGAAUUUCAUAACCAUUUUUGACAAUGAUUAAUCCAACAUGGAAGUAUGUGAUUUGAUUUACACACUUAAUCUGACCUGGGUUGCUUGACUAAUCUGGAUUUAAUUUGACCUAGACUGCCAGGUCAUACCAUUGUCUUUAAUUUUCUUGGGACUUCCCAUUACGUGUUUUGAAAGUCUUCCUUUGUUAAAAAUGGUCAAAACUUGUUUUUUACCUUGGAAAGAAAG
Phalacrocorax carbo (great cormorant) is the source of this 1758-nucleotide messenger RNA. The record is from RefSeq and is a predicted model, not a curated record. Lineage: Eukaryota; Metazoa; Chordata; Aves; Suliformes; Phalacrocoracidae.